GCCAUGAAUCAAAGUCUUUAGUUCGGGAAUGCGUAAUGUUUGUGGUGAUAUAUACCGAUAUGAAAUGUAUUCAACAGAUGCAAAGAUAAGCUUUCAAAUUACCGGCACGGAACUAACUGAUGUUCAGUAGCUCAUUCGCCCCCUUUCGUUUCGGAUGAAACGGUUGAACAUUGGUAAUUUGUUUCAAGUUUUGUGCAAUUCGAGAACAUCGAGGAAAGAUGUGCACGUUUAGAUGUGCAUUUGCGAUCGGCGUGACGCUCGUGUGUUUAGUAGCUGGCGAAGAAGCUGUAAAAGAUUCAUACUUGGCGGCGUUGCAGAACUCGUACAAGAUUAAUGGCAAUAAAGGAAAUGGACUUGUUCGGAUAGCCCGUGAAGACUAUAGCAGUAUUCCUUCCACUUCGUACGACUACAGUCUCGCUCCCUCCACUAACUAUGGGCCGCCACCUACUGGAUCGUAUGGAGCACCGCCAAAAGCUGUCUACGGACCACCUAAACCAGUAUACGGUGCAUCACAGCCAAUUUACGGACCACUAGCACCUAACGACAACGGAAAACCCUACUUAAGCCCUGAAAGCUGGUUGCUGAGCAAGUUAAAGCUAAAGUUCAGCUGGUUUACACUUGCAAAAAUUCUGCUCAAACUAGUAAUAUUCAAAAAGAUCGUAAAGUUUAUAGCUCUACUAUGUCUACUGUUCUUCAUUCCGACACUGAAGCCAAGUGAAAGCAAUAGUGACCAAAGUGGUGGCGAUAGCGGGGGAGACGAUUACCGUCGACGAAGCUAUAAUCUGCAAUAUGACUACGACACCCGACUUAAUGAGGUGACACGGUUCGCUCUGAAAGCCAUGGAAGCUUUCACGAUUGAUAACGAGCUCUACUGCCCAGAGGAGAAUCUGUUGAGCUGUCGGGCCAAGCGAAUGUUUGAUUACAUCGAUGAGGAAUAUCCACUUAAACAAAUUCUGCGAAUGUACAUAUCGAACGGAAGCGCGAAAGCACUUCGUACGCAUGCUAUAGCAAAUCACGCGCAACUUGGAAAAAACGAUAACUCCAGUGACGAUGGUGGUGAACAAGAGGACUGAAAAGAAAACCCAGCACUGCUAUUGGUGCACAAUUAUACCACUUGUAAUAAGUAGCGGGUUCUGUAGGUGUUGAUAUUUUUAACAAGUAAUUACUCCCGCCGAUGCAUUUACUCAGAAGAAAGUGUGUCUGAACCAGUGCCAAAGUUUGGUUGCUUGUCGGAAGUGUAUUUAUGCCUAGGUAUUUAUUGUUUCAUUUAUUGAUUUAAUCGUGAUUGUGAAAUACUAUCUAUUAUUUGAAAAUAAAUGGAAAUAUUCGUAGAAACAAUCA
Molecule: messenger RNA, 1341 nt
Organism: Topomyia yanbarensis
Lineage: Eukaryota; Metazoa; Arthropoda; Insecta; Diptera; Culicidae
Exons: 4
Coding region: 219-1073 (284 amino acids)
Source: RefSeq, a predicted model, not a curated record